AUGAAGCGCUACACCAGUACUUAUGUUGUAAAGCGUGACGGAAGAAAGGAAGAUGUGCACUUCGAUAAAAUCACCUCAAGAAUCCAAAAAUUGAGUUAUGGUCUCAAUAUGGAUUUUGUUGAUCCCGUAAGUUUUCAUCUAACUUUUACCAAAAACAAUUAUCAUGUUCAGGUUGCUGUUGCCAUCAAAGUCAUCAGUGGAUUGUACAAAGGUGUAACAACUGUUGAAUUGGAUAAUCUUGCCGCUGAAACCGCCGCUUCAAUGACAACUCAACAUCCAGAAUAUGCUCUUCUUGCUGCAAGAAUUGCUGUUUCUAACUUGCACAAGAAAACAAACAAAGUUUUCUCUGAAGUGAUGAAAACUUUGUACGAAUUCCAUCAUCCUUUGACCGGACAACAUUCUCCAAUGAUUAGUCAAGAAACUUACAAUACAAUUAUGAAAAAUGCAGAUAAACUUAACUCAGCCAUCGUUUACGAUCGCGAUUACUCAUACACCUUCUUUGGUUUCAAAACUCUGGAAAGAUCGUAUCUUUUGAAAAUCGAUGAUCAAAUCGUCGAACGCCCACAACAAAUGUUGAUGAGAGUUUCUGUUGGAAUUCACGGAGACGAUGUUGAUGCAGCCAUCGAAACCUACAAUCUCAUGUCGGAGAGAUAUAUGACACAUGCUUCGCCAACAUUGUUCAACUCGGGAACUCGUCGGCCACAAAUGUCAUCUUGCUUUUUGCUAACAAUGAGCGAUGAUUCGAUCUUGGGAAUCUACGAUACUCUGAAACAAUGUGCAUUGAUCUCGAAAAAUGCUGGUGGAAUCGGUUUGAAUGUACACAAGAUUCGUGCGACUGGUUCUGUUAUUGCCGGAGUAAGUUUUAUCAUCAUUUUCAUUUUAUUUCAAUUCAAAGUAAAUGUUUUCAGACCAACGGAACAUCAAAUGGUCUUGUUCCAAUGCUUCGCGUUUACAACAACACAGCCAGAUAUGUCGAUCAAGGUGGAAACAAACGUCCAGGUGCCUUUGCUAUUUAUCUCGAACCAUGGCAUGCCGAUAUUUUCGAAUUCGUCGCUCUCCGCAAAAACACUGGCCCAGAAGAAGAGAGAGCUCGCGAUCUUUUCCUGGCUCUUUGGGUCCCAGAUUUGUUCAUGAAACGCGUCGAAAGAGACGAAGAUUGGUCGCUAAUGUGCCCUUGCGAAUGUCAAGGACUCGAUGAAGUUUGGGGUGAAGAGUUCGAAGCUCUUUACACCAAAUAUGAGAAAGAGGGAAAAGUGAGAAAAACUGUGAAAGCGAGAAAAUUGUGGGAGCAUGUUGUAUCGAAUCAAAUUGAGACUGGAAUGCCUUAUAUCACAUAUAAAGAUGCGGCUAAUCGAAAAACUAAUCAACAAAAUAUUGGAACAAUUAAAUGCUCGAAUUUGUGCACUGAAAUUAUGGAAGUUUCGAGUCCAGAUGAAGUUGCGGUUUGUAAUUUGGCAUCAAUUGCGUUGAAUCGAUUUGUAACCCCUGAAAAGACUUUCGAUUUCGUCAAACUCGCUGAAGUUGCUCGCGCUCUCACAAGAAACUUGAACAAGAUCAUUGACAUCAAUUAUUAUCCAGUUCCUGAAGCCAAAAAUUCAAAUAUGCGUCAUCGUCCAAUUGGAUUAGGUGUACAAGGAUUGGCAGAUUGUUUCAUGCUUAUGAGAUAUCCAUUCACUUCUCAAGCUGCCAGAGAUUUGAACAAACGGAUUUUCGAAACAAUUUAUUAUGCUGCAUUGGAUGAAAGUUGUGAGCAAGCGAAACUUUAUGGAACCUAUUCCACAUAUGACGGAAGUCCAGUUUCGAAGGGAGUUUUGCAGUUUGAUAUGUGGGGAGUUACACCAACUGAUCAAUGUGAUUGGAAUGUUUUGAGACAAAAGAUUGCACAGUAAGUUGUUUUCAUAUUUAUUAUGAUUCUAUUCAAUUGGUUUUUUUUCUAGACAUGGAAUCCGGAAUUCUCUUCUCAUGGCUCCAAUGCCAACUGCUUCCACAGCUCAAAUCCUCGGAAACAAUGAGUCAAUUGAACCAUACACUUCCAAUAUCUAUUCUCGACGUGUUUUGUCUGGCGAUUUCCAAAUUGUCAAUCCACAUUUGUUGAAGGAUUUGGUUGAACUUGGAUUAUGGGAUGAUGAUAUGAAAAAUCGAUUGAUUGCCAGCAAUGGAUCGAUUCAAAAUAUUGAACAAAUUCCAACUGAAAUCAAAGAGUUGUACAAAACAGUUUGGGAAAUAUCGCAAAAAGAGAUUAUUGAGAUGGCUGCAGAUCGCGGAGCUUUCAUUGAUCAAUCACAAAGUUUGAAUAUUCAUAUGGCUAAACCAAGUUAUGCCGCGAUCACAUCAAUGCAUUUCUAUGGUUGGAAGAAGGGAUUGAAGACUGGAAUGUAUUAUUUGAGAACAAAACCAGCUGUGAAUGCUGUUCAAUUUACUGUUGACAAAACUGCAUUGAAAGCAUCGAAUGCCAACAAGCAACUUGAGGUUUGCUCUUUUUUUGUAAUCUUUAAAGCAACACCCUCGUAUAAUAAGGCCAUUGCGAAAUGCUUUCGAACACGAAAAUAUAUAAAAUUAACCUAUUCAGCUAUGUUCACAAGCAAUAUGAAAAAGAAAUACUCAAAAGCGAUCAAAUUUGACCGCUUUUGAGAAAAAAAAUUAUUUUUUUUUGAAAAUCGCCUGCAGAUUGUGCAGAUCCGCAAUUUCAUGAAAUUGUGCAAACACUGUGACGACAAUUGUGUGCUACAGUACCCCUUUCAACUUUUUUCCACAAAAAGUGAAUUGUUUCACUGAAAACAUUGAAAUAAUUUAUAACAAUGAUUUCUGAACAUCCUUAACUAUCACUACUUUCAUUUUUGACAACGAUAUUUCAGUUUCGUAUUGCAUAUUCUGGUCAAAAACUAAAAAAAACACAAUUUCCAUUGAAAAAUUUAGUUUUCGUCUGAAAUAUUGAAUCUUCGUGUUUAUACUUCUUCACUUUAUUUUUUUCAUACCCAGAAAACAGUUUUUUCCAUGCAAAUUGUCAUUUUCCGAAAAAAACGGAAAAAUUUUGCAAAAAAAUAAAAAGAAAACAACGAGACUCCGCGUUGACGCUAGCCCGCGUUGUUUGAAUUUGAGUUUUUUCAGUUUUUCAAUGGACUUCCAUAUUUCGGCUAAUACUUAUUGAAACGUAUUGAAUUUUUUCUCCGAACUAGAAAACAGUAAAACUAAGCUAAAUCUAAGAUUUGAGAACAUUUGGGCUUUUUUCAAGAAAGUGCCUAUUACACGAGGGUGUUGCUUUAAUUAUAUUUUGAAAAUCAUGAAUAUUUUCCAGGUCAAAACUGCUCCAGAAUCACCAGACGAGGGAUGUAUUAUGUGCUCCGGUUAA
This is a messenger RNA of Caenorhabditis angaria, 3349 nucleotides long. NCBI's taxonomy places the organism in Eukaryota, Metazoa, Nematoda, Chromadorea, Rhabditida, Rhabditidae. The record is from the annotation of a GenBank genome assembly.